This is a messenger RNA of Caenorhabditis auriculariae, 7206 nucleotides long. The record is from the annotation of a GenBank genome assembly. NCBI's taxonomy places the organism in Eukaryota, Metazoa, Nematoda, Chromadorea, Rhabditida, Rhabditidae.
AUGGAUUUUCCGAUUUGUGAGCCAGAUUCUUUUUUCAAUUCUGAUACCUUGCGGAUCUCCCUUCGGCUAGCCGCUUGUAUCACGUUGCCGAUAAACUUUGUCGCGUUCUACUGCAUCGCCUAUAAAUCGCCAUCGGCCAUGCAAAAGACCUACAAAUGGCUGUUGAUUAAUUGCCAAUUCUGGUGAGGAUCGUGCUCAGUUUUUUUCAGCAUCAGCUUUCUCGUCAAAAUUUAAUUUGUUGAUGAAGUAUUGUGAAGUUUGGCAUGGGCUAUUUAGAAAAAUACGCGAUGGCUCAUUCGAAAUUUAGUUCAAAAAUUAACAGAAAGGCAUUUCAUUUUUGUGAUGUUCGAAAGAACGAGAAAAAAGUUAAUCGACUCGUUCGCCUUUUUGGAAACUUAUUCUCCUCUAAAUUGGAUCAAAAUAAUUAAGGAGCCUUGUUUGGGAUCUUCUGGCUUCCGUUCUCAUCACUCCCGUGUUUUAUCUACCGGUUUGGGGCGGAUAUUCUAUCGGACUUUUACGAACUCUAGGCGUGCCGACCUCGAUACAAACUGAAAUCGGUUUUUUUGUGGUCAUUGGUAUGAUUUCAUAACUCAAAGGCAUAUGGGCGGAAAAAAAAGGCGAGAAAAUAAAUGGAGUUUUUUUAUUCAAAAAAAAUAUUCGUAUCAGUUAUUUUUUUGAGUAGAUCGCUCAAUUUACAAUAAAAAAAGCUCUACAAAAAUAUGAUUAUUAUCUCGAAUUCCAUUUAUAACUGCCAAUUCGCCUUUAAAAUGGUCAAAAACCUUGAAUUAAGCAAUGAUAGCGGCCAUUUAUUCCCUAUUCGAGCACCGACAUCACUGUGUAACUCGAAAGGACAGUUGCUUUUAUCUCACCAAUAAAACACGGCUCACUAUUUUUCUGAUUCUACUCAUUUUCUACGAGACUUCGGUUUUGUCCAUGUUUCUUCGUGUGCCAGAGGAUCAAGAUGCUGCCAAAAGAGAGGCCAUCGAGGUGAAUUUGACCUCCAAAACUGGAAACCUAGUCGAAUUCAGAGACUUGGAUGCAUUCCAGAAGCCAUUUUCACGUCGGCAGCCUAUAUCUUUGAUCGAACUAAUCGCACAAUUGUGACCCUUUUUCUGCUGGUCGCUAUUUCCCUCUUAAUCGGAUCUUUUUUUUGUUCUCGAAUCUACUAUUCGCUCCAGAAGAGCCAAAGUCAUAUGUCGGCGAAAACACGUCAGCAGCAGAAGCAGUUCUUUUACUCGUUAUUUUUCCAGGUUGGGAGGCUUUUGACUCCAAAAAACAUGAUAUUUUACAGAUCCUUAUGCCGAUACUAUUUGUAGCCGUUCCGCUGGUCUGUGUCUUUUUCUUUCAAUUUUUUGGCCUUCCUAUCAAAGGUGAACUUGUGACAAAAUUCGAAAGAUACAGGAAACUUUUUCAGCUCUUUCUACGAUGAGCACAUUUUCUUUUAGUCUUCAUGGUUUUGCCGCCACGAUAACACUCUUGUUAUCGAUUAAGCCUUAUCGAGUGUUUUUAUUCAAUUGUAUUUUGAGAAAAAAGGUUGGAGAAGUCGGCUUUUUAUGAAUGUUUUUUUCUCUUACAGAUUAAAAAUAAAACGACUUCCAACGGUUCAAACGUAUUGACCUUUAGGAAACCGUUUACUGAAUGAACAAUUUUUUGAAAAAAAGUUGAUUUCUUUUCUACCGCUUGAGUGACAAGUAGAUGCGACGAGGUCCUAUCCUGAUAUCCGUGAUAAUCAGUGGACAGGCCCUAAUUUGUGGAAAAUCCCGUCGACGCUUGACUGAUACGGAAUUUAGGAUAAAAAUAGUACGAAAAAUCUCAGUUUCAUCGCUGAAAUUGAAGAAAAAAGUUGGCGCAGGUAGAUUUAAUCACCUUAGUUUCAACUUUUAAUGACCCCAAAAUUCGAUGAAAUUCGAAAAUACUCAGAAAUUCUUUUAAAAAAUCGUGAAUACGACACCUUAUCUUCUCAGAAAUCACGAUAGAUAGAAAUAAAAUGAUAAGGGGAUAAAUUUGUCUACGUGAAGGACGAGCUCAUGUGGACUGGCCAUUGCCGAUUCGAAGCCUCUCGCGUAUUAUGUGAGUUUUUGAUCUCCUAACUGAACUUGACUCGAAACGAUUUGCCCCGACGGUUACUGUAAGCUUACAGGGACAGUCCGACACCAGCCGCGCCGCCGCGGAUAUAUUCUUCUGUGGGUUUUAUCCUAUCUUUAAAAAAAGUCAAUCGGUUAGUGAUAGUUGUCUACGUUGAAAAAGCUUUCUUCCAGCUUUCAAGGGUAUUUCGAAAACUAAAGUGUCUUCAUAUAGCUGAUUCACGGCUGGUUUAAGCCAUCGAAAAAAGUUCCUGAUUAGAAGAGAGACAUUGCCUGGUUGGUGGAGAGCGCAGACAAGUCUCAAGCUAGCCGUGAAUCGGCUAUAACAUCGUCUCUGAAACAUCAAUAACCUCUACUCUACUGAAAUCGUGCAAAGAGCAGUGCUUAUGCCAGAAUUUUCCAAAAAAAAAGCUUCAUGCAUUCUGCAAUUCAGCGCUUUGCAUUUUGCACAGAAGUGCCUCGCAUUUUGCGCUUUUUUCGUCUGUACAAAAGUGAGCUCAAACAGAAAUGCAAAAUGCAAAGCUCUGAAUUGCAGGGUGCAUGCAACUUUUUUUGCUGAAUGCCGGCAUAGGCACUGCUCUUUGCACGAAUUCAUUUUUUACCGUUUCAGAAGGCAACUCAAGCAAAAGAAGCAUCGCUGAACGGUUGGGACUACUGGUCACGUGUCUACAACGACGAAAACUCUCGCAAUUUGCCAAUGGUACUCAUUAAAUCUUUCAAAAUCUCCUCAGGGUAACGUGGGUUCUCCCGACAACAAUACUCCCUUCCAUCGUGGAAUUUUCUUAAAACCGCUCUUCAAUCUGAACAAAACGAGCUGCUGUACCAACUAUUCAACCUUCCAAACUUCUCGAGAACCAAAAUAUUACGAGCCAGCCAUGAAUCGACCACAAAACAAGUCCUAUAGUUUAGUCCAAAUUAAUCAACAUACAGGUUCAAAUUGAGCAAAAUUCAGCUUCUCCUACAGCUGAUUCGCGGCUGGCUUGAGCCGUCAAAAAGGGUCUUGACAGGAUAACAAAAAAGAAAGUUCCUGGUUGGCGGAGACCCCUUAGGCUAAGCUUUCCAAGUCUAAGCGAAACUGAAAAAUCUCCGCUUUCCCUAUAACCUCCUUGAACUUCCAAUCUUGCAGGAACAAGCACGCGAAAUGCGUAUUUCCGACCUACUUUCUUCUGAGACGCUGGUCCGGGCCAAGCUCGUUUUCCUCAACGUGCCCGGCCUCCCUACCGGCUACAAGAACAUCCUCCUCCAACUAAUCAAGCGCGAACUCAAGGAAGACCUUCCGAUUCAAGGAAUCGUCGUUCAGCCGGGAAAAUGGUGAGGUUAUUUUCCAAUGAGAAAUAGAAUUCUAGGUCUAGGUUCAUCAAUUUUUAUCGUCCCGAAGACGCUCUGAAGGUGAUGAAGGCAUUCAACGGCUACAACUACAGAUCUCAUACACUUGUUGUGCGGUACUGCAAUGUCGAUGGGACGGUGAGGAUUUCUUUUUCCUCUCAUGGAUCUUUGACCUCGUCGAUAAGAGAAAAGGAGGGUGCAGAUCGGUCAGACUGUUCCAAGUCGGGGCGAAUGAAGUAUACAAGUUGGGACUUGUUCUGCGCCAUUUGGGUUUAGGCUGAGUUGGAAAAAAAAUGAGCGUUAUGGUGAAAUUUUCUCUAAAUCAAAUAUGUUGUAGAACACGAUUUUUAGGAUUUUUGGAAAAAAAACUGAAUAUCAUCACUCGAGCCGUUUUUGAGAUACGGUAGCUCAAACGAAUACGGUGAAAAGCUUCAAAAUCUAUAUCACGACAAAAAUUCAACGAAACUCAACCAAAGCUCGUAAUAAGGUGCAAAAUAAUUUUAUUCAAUUUCUAAAAAUCAUUCAUCUCAUGUUUGCUCGUUAUUGCUCAUAUUAGAGAUAUUUUUUCCGGAAAAUCGAAACCGGUAUAUGAAGUUGCGAACCGGAGUUUUUUCUCGCUCUUAUCAAAACCAAAAAAAACAACUCUAUCUGAUGAGCCAAACAUGGAUUGGGCGAAUUUUCCAUCUAAGACCCGAAAAUUCCAAAAAACGUGUAAUUUUGGGUAAGUUUCCCGAAUAACUUUUUUAUUUCUUGUUCUUUUGGCUCAAAACUAGCAAAAUCGUGAUCAACGCGCAUUUUUACAACUACUAGGUCAUUUCCAGAUCGAAACAAAAAUAAAAAUUUUUUCACCCGAAAAAAAUUCUAUGUCCGGGAACCGAAAAAAUUUGUAUGCCCUGGGAUGGAAAUUUUCGAGGUUUUUCGCUCAUAACUUUUUUCGAAAUCAAAGUAUCUGGUCGAAACAAAGUUUUUUGCCUCCGUUACGGUUACCAUAACCAGGGGCAUACACCAUUCUAUGUUAACUAAAAAAUUUUUUUCCAAAAAAGGCCAUUUUCGAAAACCCCAGGGAGGAAAAGAUUUCGUUUUAGGUUCGUAGUUAAAAAAACGUUUGAAAUUUUUUUCAAAAUGUAUUUAAAAAAACUAUAUUUAGAUCCUUAUGAAGAGAGGAUUUCCCAAAAAAAUAAUUUAUAUAGGAAAGUGUAAAAAUGGGAAGUUUCGAGCUUUGAAAAAAAUUGAAGGUAGUAAAUCACUAGGACAUGUUUUUUUCGGACAGUAAAAAUUCUCAAGAUUUGACAUUUCAUGUUUAUAUCCAUGGACAUGUUUCUUCAGACAUUUUUCCCCUUUCAGCACAUGAAAAAAUUCAAAGGCAUCCUUCGGAUGCCAACAAAACUCGGGAAACCCAGUCGCCAUCGUGGGGGAGCCACGAAACAAAAGGAUUUGGGUUUCCCCCGCAAUUUUUCAAAAUUGAAUUAACCAGAACUCAACAAAAGUUUGAAAAUUCAACUCAUUGAAAAUUUUUUACUGAAAAACAUAUUCCCAAGUUGUGUGCCUUUCUGAAAAAUAACUAAUUGUCAUCCUCAAAAAAGCUUCAGAAAUCAUAUUUUGAUUAAGUCGAAUGUCUAACCUUUUGAGGUCUCAAUAACUCUAGUGAAGCUUUUAAUGACAGAAAAACUCAAGUUUUUUUGGCACAAAAUUUGGGAAUAUGUUUUUCAGUAAAAAAAUUUUCGAUGAGUUGAAUUUUCAAACUUUUGUUGAGUUCAGGUUGAUUCAAUUUUGAAAAAUUGCGGGGGAAACCCAAAUCCUUUUGUUUCGUGGCUCCCCCACGAUGGCGACUGAGUACAACUUCUUUUCUUGUUUAGUACGGCGAUGAAGCGACGCUGGUCGACAUGGUAAAGUCAGGCGUAGGGCUACCUGCGCGUAUUGCUCAGCCUACACAAGCUCAGCAAGUAUUUCUUCCGUCUCAGUACUGAACUUCUCAUUGUGCUGAUUUAGGAAAAUGUCAUCUCGGUGUGGAACAAGACCGAACGUGAGGGCCUUCAACACUUUGAAAGGUAUAACCUUUUUGGAGGAAAUUUGAGUCGACUUAAAGCUUUCUUUGUGUUUGAAUUUGAGAUGCACAUCAAAAACUGCAGAUAUUCAUGAGGAUAGAACCAUCAACCGGUGGGGAAAAUAGGCUCUUUUCUCAAGCUUCUAAAAAGACUAGAGAUUUUUUUAAGUUUGUUAAAUUCAGAAAAAUUGAAACUUCAUCGCGGAUGUUCUUUCUCAGAUUUAUCAUCAAUCUAUCAUUCCUAAUCUAAAAGCUUAAUCGAUUUGCUUCUUCUUUCCAGAGAACUAACAGAAAUGCUGACCAACUCGCCAAUGGUUCACUAUCAGAACGCUCUGACGGCGAUCCGCGUUAAUUUGGUUCAGAAAAAGUUGAUUUUUGUUUUACGAACAAGGUCAUUUCACUUUGUGGUUUUUCAAAAUGACCGGAAUACUCUUUGACCAGAGAAGGGCCUAUCUAGAUUUUUCCUAGAAAAGGAAGCUAUAUAGAUUUCAAAAUGUUCGUCUAGUAGAUCGGAGGAUUCUGACCAGUUUUAAGGAAAUUCUUAACCACUAAGUGAAAUGAACUUACUUCUUGGACCUCGGUACCGCAAAUCGGAGAAACACGGAAGUUUCUGAGCAAUUCUAGCAAUCACUUUCAGAACUCUUGAGAUUACUUGAAAUGCUCGGAAACGUCCGGUUUACGUUACUGAGGUCCGAGUUAUUGAUUCUUUUUUUACGUUUUUGAUCUUUUUCAGGUUACCCUCCUAUUUUAUCAGCGACGCGAUCGUCCAAUGGUCUACCGGUCUGUUGCGGCUUUUCAGUAAAGAUGUUUGGAGCAAAUUAGUUCUCUUGCUAAAAUCAAGGCUUCAGGUGAAGAUGCUGGGUAACUUUUUGUGCCUGACGUCUUCUGCGGCCUACGCGCAGCGGAUUCGCGAUUCUGCCAAGCAAGGCUUCAUUUGCACGACGGUCAAGGAUUCCUGGGAGCCGUACCUUCCUCUGGAAGUUCGGUCCGAAGUUCAGCUCCGCGACUACGUCGAGGCCUUCCUUCUCCAUUUUGGUCCUCAGAAUAUUAAGGUCGGAAAACCCUAUGAGCCUAACGUGCCGUAGUGAUAUGGCAGAAAAUGUGUUCUGAGCUGAUGCGUUCCGCCUUAGUUGUGAUUAGUUGGAUAAAAUCAAAUGGUUAGAUGGUGACUUAUCCAAUAGUUAACAAGACUUUGAUCUCUUAUCAAAUUUCCAAACCCUUUUUCGCCAAUUUUUUCCCAAAUGACGUCAUGAUCUCAGCUAUUCGAAAAUAGUUGUAUUGAACUUUUCAUCUUUCCAGUUAUACCAUUCUUUUUUCUUUUUGAGUCUUUUCACUUGCAGAUCGACAUUCCGUUCCGCAUUCUUUUGCAUAUAUUGCCGGGACUUUGGCCAAAAACAGUCCCCGAGCUGGCCGAAUGCCUUCAAAAGUGAGUCGAAGACAGACGACGCCCCUGACGUCUUUCCAGAAUUUCAUCUCGUUUUGUCGUCAUAAAUCACGUACUCUACAUCUCAACUAGCGAGAAGCACUAUGAGCACAUUAUUGACAAUCUCGCGGUUUGUUUCCUUUUCUAUUCCGUCGCUUCGCUAGCACGUAACCUUUCCUAAUGAUUCUUACACCAUUAGAUCCAUCUUUCCACGUUCCUUCCAACCAAACCAAUUUCAGUCCUUCCAAUACGACAGUGAGGACAGUCUCGACUCCGAAGCCGAGGUGGAGUACCAGCAGGUCGACGUGACGCCCUUUGCGUUGCUCUAA